Molecule: messenger RNA, 2810 nt
Organism: Tribolium madens (black flour beetle)
Lineage: Eukaryota; Metazoa; Arthropoda; Insecta; Coleoptera; Tenebrionidae
Product: probable ATP-dependent RNA helicase DDX20
Exons: 3
Coding region: 153-2273 (706 amino acids)
Biological process (GO): spliceosomal snRNP assembly
Cellular component (GO): SMN complex
Molecular function (GO): RNA helicase activity; RNA binding; ATP binding
Source: RefSeq, a predicted model, not a curated record
UAGUAGAGGCAAAUGCAAGUUGGCAUUUUUGAAAUAAAAUUUUUAUAUAUUUCAGCGAGUUUACAGUUUUCUGUAGCAUUAACGUCAACAAACGUCAAAUUUGUUUUUUGAGGUUAUAAAAUCAGUUGAGUCGAUUUUAGUUUAAUUCCAGAAUGCAGCCAAAUAUUGCUCACGAUUUAGACGCAAAAGAGAGGACGAAAGACGUAAUUCUAGACGAAAACAUCGAUUUUGCAUCACUGUUACUUCCCGAUGACAUAAAAAAGGGGCUGUCGGCGAGUGGUUUUAAGAAACCCUCUCCAAUUCAGUUCAAAGCAAUUCCUUUAGGACGAUGUGGUUUUGAUUUAAUUGUGAAAUCCAAGUCGGGGACCGGCAAAACCUUAGUUUUUUCAAUUAUCGCUUUAGAGACUGUUAAUCCGGCCAAAGACCACUUACAAGUCUUAAUUUUAGUCCCGACACGGGAAAUAGCUGUACAAAUUGAAGACGUGUUGCGCAACGUUGGGUGUCACAUUAAUGGUCUCCUUAUCGAGAGUUUUAUUGGUGGUAGACCUCUAGAAGACGACGUUAAGAAAUCCUCCAAGUGCCAUAUCGCGGUGGGGGCCCCCGGCCGAGUCAAACAUUUGCUAAAAGUGGGGGCUUUAAACACAAACCUCGUCAAACUUUUUAUCCUAGACGAAGCCGACAAAUUAAUGGAGACAAGCUUCCAGUCUGAUAUUAACGACAUUUACACCAGUUUGCCCCCACGUAAACAAAUGAUCGUUUCGAGCGCCACGUACCCCCAAGAACUGGACACUUUCUUAGCCAAUUACAUGCUCUCACCGACUCACGUGACUUCCGAAAAUGAGACUCCACUUCUACUAGGCCUGAAACAAUUCGCCGCUGUGUUAACCCCCGGCCUUAACGCUGUCCAACAAAUGAAACACAAAAACGACCUCUUGAUUAAUAUACUUGCAAAAGUCUCAUUCACUCAAUGUCUAAUUUUCACUAAUUACCAAUCACGAACUGAGACUGUCUCGAAUUACCUCAACCAGAAAGGCUGGGAUUCGGUGUUCAUCUCCGCGGCCCAGAAACAAACCCAGCGAUUAGAAGCGAUCGACAAUUUGAAAAAAUUCAAAAACCGGAUUUUGCUCUCAACUGAUUUGACUUCGAGGGGCAUCGACGCCCCCAAUGUCGAUCUUGUGAUCAACUACGACCUGCCUUGCGACGCUGUGACUUAUUUACACCGGAUGGGGCGCGCUGGGCGCUACGGCUCAUCCGGAAUUUGCAUCAACUUUGUCUCAGGACAGGAAGUGAGCAAAUUGCAAAGUAUUUUGGGGGCCAUUGGGGCCACCAACUUAUCAAUUGCGAAAUUACCACCAUUAAAUGGGGUUGAUUUGUGGCAAGUCGAGUUGAGUAGUUUGGAACAAAUUUGGGGGGUCGUGCCUGACGAUAUCAAUGAAGUUAACACUCUGAAAAAGGAGGUUUUGGAGUUGAAACAAUGCAAAAAACGGGAGAUAAUUGAGAAUUUGGAUAAUUCUGGUGAUAAUAGAAAUAAAGAUGAUGAUGAGGGGAAAAAACGGAAGAGAAUUAAUGUGGAAGUUAGUCCAGACUUGCAGAAAGAGAAGCGUAAAAAUGAUGUCAAACAAGAGACUUUUUGUAAAAAUAAAGCUCUCUUGAACUUGACUAAAAUUUUACUAGAUCCCGGGACCAAAAUAGAUGGGGAUAUAACAGAAUCACUUGAUAAUUAUCUCAAGAUCUUGAAGGAAGAUGAUGUUAACGAAAUUCCGAUUAUUACUCCCAAAGUGGAAGAUUUUAUGGAGGAAAUAUUUAAGAUCGGGUAUGAAUGUGCUAUUGGUAGUGGAGACAAAACUUGGUCGGAUUAUUUGCCUUUGGAGGAGGUUCAAAAGUUCCAAGAUGUUUGUCGCGAGGAGGAAUUCACUGUUGCUGACAUUAAAAAUGAGUUUGAGGAGGAGGAAGAAGAAUGUGAGGAAGAGGAAGAUUACGAAAUGGAAGAAGAACCAGUAGAAAAUGUGCAAGCAGAUGAUGUGACUCUCGAGUGGGUUCCAGUGGUUCAAGAAGCCCCAAAUUCGCGUAGCAAACAUUUCGAGCAAUGUUUUGAGGAUUGUAGUGGUGUUUUAUGGCAGAAUGGUUUGAGUUUUGAGUCGGUUGAGAAUUUCGACGAGUGGUUUUACCAGUGGCAGGAGUCGCUCCAAUCCGUCCGAAAUUACGUUCAACAGAACAUUUACAUUGAAGAAAUGGGUAAAUAUCAAGAAAGGAGAACAAGAAGUAAUAAAUAACGGAUGUUUCCCUUGUCCCGCCUUGAGCUGUUCCUGUCGUAAUAAAUAAUAUAAAACCUGUUAAGUGUGUGCGUCUUAUUUUCGUGAUAGCGGUUCAGUGACUUUAUAACAAGAGCAAUGCAAACAACAAUUUUAUUUUUCUGAGAACAACGAGAUAAUAAUUCAUUCGGGGUCGGCAAUAAGUUGCGCAAAAUAAAACCGGAAAUGCGGUAAAUGCAUAAUUAGCGAGUGCAUUAACCAUCUGGUAAAAGUGCAUAAAACAAUGAAAUGCAAAUGAUGCAGUGGACUUUAUCGGAGGUUAGAUGCAAUGUCGGCGUUUGAUGUCCUAAAUCUGGGGGUUUUUGUCGUGUUUGUUGCAUGUUUCGAGGAUUAUCUGGAUCUUGGCACGCCAAACAAUCGCUCCAAGGUGAAAAAGACGACGGCCUCUGUGAUCGUGACGCGAGAAACGAGAAUCGGGGCUUGGGAAAAUUAAUUCGGAAAUUAUCGAAAAACUGUUUAUUUCAUUAGUACACAAAAAUAAAAUUUUUAUUUUCGUAA